UGUCUGGUUUGGGCUCUGACUGAAAAAGAACACUAACGUUAAUUAUUGUCACCCUCUCAUUCCAAAACUCUAGGAACUAUACUAUCCCUUUUUACUUGUUUCCGCCGCCGCCUCACGUCCCUUGCCGGAGGCCAGGGUCUUGGAUCCACCACUAGUCGUCGUUCCACCAUAAUCAAUCAGCAUCGUUGCCAUCAAUCACCGUGCAACCUUCCACUUCCACGUGAAAAUGAAGAGAAUGAUAGCAAUAGGAUUCGAAGGUUCAGCAAACAAAAUAGGUGUUGGUGUAGUAACCCUAGAUGGAACAAUUCUUUCAAAUCCACGCCACACAUAUAUAACACCACCUGGUCAAGGUUUUCUUCCAAGAGAAACAGCACAACACCAUCUCCAACACAUUCUUCCGCUUGUUAAAUCAGCUUUGGAAACAGCACAGAUAACUCCACAAGAAAUUGAUUGCAUUUGUUACACUAAAGGUCCUGGUAUGGGAGCUCCAUUACAAGUUUCUGCUAUUGUUGUCCGCGUGCUUUCACAGCUUUGGAAGAAACCUAUUGUUGGUGUUAAUCAUUGUGUUGCUCAUAUUGAAAUGGGUAGGAUUGUAACUGGGGCGGAUGACCCUGUUGUAUUGUAUGUUAGCGGUGGUAAUACUCAGGUUAUUGCAUAUAGUGAAGGACGGUAUCGAAUUUUUGGGGAGACUAUUGAUAUUGCUGUUGGGAAUUGUUUGGAUCGGUUUGCUAGGGUUUUGACACUUUCUAAUGAUCCUAGUCCUGGAUAUAACAUUGAGCAGCUUGCGAAGAAAGGGGAUAAAUUUAUAGACAUUCCUUAUGUUGUGAAAGGGAUGGAUGUAUCUUUUAGUGGAAUAUUAAGCUAUAUUGAAGCAACUGCUGUCGAAAUGUUAAAGAAUAAUGAGUGCACACCUGCAGACUUAUGCUACUCUCUGCAGGAGACACUAUUUGCUAUGCUGGUGGAGAUAACCGAACGGGCCAUGGCUCAUUGUGACACAAAAGAUGUUCUUAUAGUUGGAGGUGUAGGUUGCAACGAGCGCUUGCAAGAGAUGAUGAGAACAAUGUGCUCUGAACGUGGUGGAAGGUUGUUUGCCACUGAUGAUAGGUACUGCAUUGAUAAUGGUGCAAUGAUAGCAUAUACCGGUCUCCUUGAAUUUGCCCACGGUGCGUCGACUGCACUGGAGGAUUCUACAUUCACCCAGCGGUUCCGGACAGAUGAAGUCAAAGCAAUCUGGAGAGAAGCAAGUUUGGCAAAAUCGAAUAGUCUUGUAGACAAAUCAUCUGAUUUUCAAUCUUGAGGUUUGAGUACUCAAUUGUGACCGAGAGGUGUGAAAUGGAAUGGCCAUGGGACUAAUUGAUAUCCAUAGUCAAGUACAUUAAAUUUAUUGGCAGGGUAAAUUUAUGUAUGAAGAAACUCUUCAAUUUGUUUCAUAUCAAGGGUGUAAAGCUCCCUUUCCCCACCUCUCAUAGGAUAUGAAAAAUUUCACUUUUUCUGCUUUUCUUGAUAUUGAUAAUGUGCCACAAAACCAUAGUUUUACAUGUUGCUUAUUACACCCGUUGUUGAAAUGAAUUAGAAACUAUAGUGUACUACUAUUGAUCAUCCAAUCCACUAUGUGACAUUAUUAUGAAAAA
This is a messenger RNA of Cicer arietinum (chickpea), 1631 nucleotides long. RefSeq lists its product as uncharacterized. Gene Ontology annotation, cellular component: cytoplasm; EKC/KEOPS complex. Lineage: Eukaryota; Viridiplantae; Streptophyta; Magnoliopsida; Fabales; Fabaceae. The record is from RefSeq and is a predicted model, not a curated record. Gene Ontology annotation, biological process: tRNA threonylcarbamoyladenosine modification.